GUUCUGGAGGCGUUUUGUCGCAUUGGUCCCCGCACUUUCUGUUCUCGGCGCGCAACUGCGUAGUGCGGAAAAGACCUUCCGGACUGUCAGAUACGCUGGGCGGAAGAUAAAGUGGAGUUGCUCCUGUAAUCUGGAUCAACCUAAAUUCUGGGAACUGCUGCGAGCGAGUUUUAAGAAGCUCUACUGACGCUCAUUGGCUUCCCCGGACAGUUUGGGCUCUGGGCCGCUCGUUUCAUCGGUAUCUUUAGUAAACAUAUGGAUUUUGCAGGAAGAUUUGGAUAAAGCCAUGACAAGAUGGGCUCGAGCAAGGGUCACACAUAACAAGAAGGUUCUAGACGCAACACCCUGGGAUGAUCUGAAAAAUGGGCCUGCUGGAACCGUAGAAACAAAUAAAAAGCAGAGCUCUCCAGAUAGUUUUUCUUUAAAGAACAACCAAGUGAAAAAGAAAAAUAAGAAGAAAAAAGACUACCUGAAUGAAGAUGUCAAUGGCUUUAUGGAAUACUUAAAACAGAACUCACAGAUGUUGCACAAUGGCCAGUUGAUUGAUAGUCAUCAAACAGAGGAAGAAAUAGCAACAGCUUUGAAAAAGGACAAGCGGCGAGAACAGAGGAGAGUGAAGCGCCAGGAAAUUAAGAAGAAUAUAAUGGUGUGCUUCCACUGUCGAAAACCAGGACAUGGGGUUGCAGAUUGUCCAGCUGUCCUUGAAAGCCAAGACAUGGGAACCGGAAUUUGUUACCGAUGUGGCUCUACUGAACAUGAAAUCAACAGAUGCAAAGCAAAAAUAGAUCCAGCUCUUGGAGAAUUUCCAUAUGCAAAAUGCUUUAUUUGUGGGGAAAUGGGCCAUCUGUCAAGGUCAUGUCCUGAUAAUCCUAAAGGACUUUAUGCUGAAGGAGGGUCUUGUCGGAUUUGCGGAUCUGUGGAGCAUUUUAAAAGAGACUGUCCAGAAAAUCAAAGCUCAGAUCGAGCAGUAACUGUUGGUCGAUGGAUAAAAGGAAUGAGUGCAGAUUAUCAAGAAGUUCUAGAAAACCCUGGGCCACAAAAAGGAAAACCAAAAGUACCUAAGAUUGUUAAUUUUUGACCAUUCUUGUUCUGUAUAAUAUUUCUCAAUAUAUGACUUAAAAUAAAAACCAUAAGCUUUUGGAGAUCCCCAAACUA
This is a messenger RNA of Protobothrops mucrosquamatus (brown spotted pit viper), 1155 nucleotides long. It is a transcript of the gene ZCCHC9, whose product is annotated as zinc finger CCHC-type containing 9. Gene Ontology annotation, molecular function: zinc ion binding; nucleic acid binding. NCBI's taxonomy places the organism in Eukaryota, Metazoa, Chordata, Lepidosauria, Squamata, Viperidae. The transcript is spliced from 6 exons. The record is from RefSeq and is a predicted model, not a curated record. The coding region runs from base 287 to 1078 and encodes 263 amino acids.